GUUUGAAUCCUUAGCUUCCAGCGAGUGGCUUCGAAUGUUCCGAUGCUUCGACUGGCGCUGCUGAGCGCUUUGCGCCUCGCGGCCUCUUCCGAGCCCAGCUGCGAGGCCGCCGGCGCAGCGUCAUGCGAAUCCCCUCACGCGGCUGCCGCGUCUUCGGCGUCCGCGACAACUCUUCCGCGCCAAGCGCAAGGCCAAGGCCACGAGGCAGGGCUUUUAGCAUUGCAGCUGGCCUCGGACAACCGCAGGUGGCAGGUGUCGCAAGUGCUGCCGGACCGGCGCUUGGGUGACCUGCAGCUGGCGGACGAGUACCUCGCGGAGGGUGUCCUCUCAGCCUUUCGGAGGACUGACGAGGAGCAGCUGCUGGUGCUGCGAACUCUGAAGGGUGGAACCAGGAGCUUCUUAGGGCCGAGGUGGAGGGAGCUGGGCCCUGUGGAGGAGGGGGGACCUGCAGUGAGCUCUUUGAGCGCGGCGCGUGACGGCCGGCUGCUGGCGCUCGGGCACCGCGGGGGGCUGGUGACUCUGCGCGCCUUCGAGGGCGGGGCGUGGCUGGAAGUGGCGCGGGCAAAGGUUUCGCACCACGAGUGGGAGACUGUGACUCUCACAGCCCUCAGCGAUGAUGGUGGACUUCUCCUUGCGGCGAGCGAGGACAACGUGAUGCUCUUCCGGUUGGAGGCAGAUGAGGUGACGGAGGUGAAGCACCUGCAUGGGGGCGCUACCCAGAUCUCUGCGGCGUGCAUCGCGGAGCUCUCCGAGAAGCGACACCUGGCGGUGGUGGCCUACCAGAGAGGGGGCUUAGAAGGCUGGACGGUGGAUGGCCGGACACUCCAGGUGGCCUGGAAAAUCCCCGGGGAACGGCCGAUGGCGCGCCUGGAUGCGGCGCUUGCAGCGGACUUGCCAUCCAUGCUGUUAGCGGCUGCGGGCACCGAUGGCAGCGUCACCGUUUGGUCCCUCACCGCCUCGGGCGCCUUGGCCUCGCCGGCCGCCGGGCGCUGGAGCAGCGGCCCGCGCUCCGGCGCGGCCAGCUGCCUGCGGCUGCUGCGCAUCAAGCCCGCGCUGGUGGGGAUCCUGCGCUACGGCAAGGAGGCCCCGCAGUGGCUCCUGGCCACUGGCUUCCAGAAGGAGGUGGUGGUCCUGGACCCGCUGACCGGCUCCGAGCUGCAGCGGUUCAAGGGCCGCCAGCCGGUGGCGGCUUGCCAGUGGCGCUGA
Molecule: messenger RNA, 1206 nt
Organism: Effrenium voratum
Lineage: Eukaryota; Dinophyceae; Suessiales; Symbiodiniaceae
Source: the annotation of a GenBank genome assembly